AUGGCGCGCUACCGGCUCCUCCAACUCGGGGUGAACCACUUCAUGGCCGAAGGGAUGGUUUUCAAGGUCUCGGCCGCGCUCCAUGCAAGAAGGGUGGAGAAGUGGAUCCGCGGUGUGAAGAGGGACUUUCUCGACGCCGCAACAAGGAAGUGCGUCAGCUUGGACUGCGAGUUCACCAAUCCUCGCGCGCCAGGUGAUCAGCGCACUGCCGUCCUUCAGCUCUCGCUGGCGUCCGAGACGUUGGUGUUCCAGAUUUGUCAUGCUGAUGAAGUGGCACCAGCGCUGAAGGAGUUCUUGCAGGACAGGAACAUCAAAUUCUUCAGCGCCGCUAUCGGCAAUGAUGUUAAAAUGCUGCGUCACUACGACAUUCGUAUUACAUCUGCGUACGACCUCCAGAAGUUGCUCCCCAACCCAACCAACAAACCCACCCCGAGUCCAUAUUAUCUGACAAACUAUACCAUUGGAACAAACCUUGAGAAGAAGAAAAAGAAGAAGUACAAGAAGAUGGACGUCGCCGCGCAAAAAGAAGAAGAAGACGAGCUCAUUUUUUGA
Molecule: messenger RNA, 552 nt
Organism: Lolium perenne
Lineage: Eukaryota; Viridiplantae; Streptophyta; Magnoliopsida; Poales; Poaceae
Biological process (GO): nucleobase-containing compound metabolic process
Cellular component (GO): nucleus; cytoplasm
Molecular function (GO): 3'-5' exonuclease activity; nucleic acid binding
Source: RefSeq, a predicted model, not a curated record